GUGUCAAAAUUCUAUUUUGUCAAAUUGUGUGAUUUAUUCGGAUUCACAAAGUCCCGGUGCUUGAAAUUUGUGAUUUUUCUAAUUUAAUUUCGAUUUUAUAUUAAUUAACGAUGUCUGAACCGAGCUCCAAGGAUACAGUACUCAAAACAGCCAUGGUUUACGUUUGUGGCGAAUGUCACUGCGAAAACGAGAUGCGACCAAAAGAUGCAAUUCGGUGCCGUGAAUGUGGUUAUCGGAUCAUGUACAAAAAACGUACAAAGCGAUUGAUUGUGUUCGACGCCCGCUAAUCAAAACACAAAUGGAUGGAUUAAUGUAAUUUCUCUUACUAGACUUAAAAUGCAAUCGGAUCAAUAAAGUUUGAAAUUACAAAUUGAA
Messenger RNA from Contarinia nasturtii (swede midge), 375 nucleotides. RefSeq names its product DNA-directed RNA polymerases I, II, and III subunit RPABC4-like. Gene Ontology annotation, cellular component: RNA polymerase I complex; RNA polymerase II, core complex; RNA polymerase III complex. The record is from RefSeq and is a predicted model, not a curated record. Gene Ontology annotation, biological process: DNA-templated transcription. Gene Ontology annotation, molecular function: zinc ion binding; DNA-directed RNA polymerase activity; DNA binding. Bases 111 to 287 code for a protein of 58 amino acids. NCBI's taxonomy places the organism in Eukaryota, Metazoa, Arthropoda, Insecta, Diptera, Cecidomyiidae. The transcript is spliced from 3 exons.